UACCUCGCAGAAUCUUACGCCGUUUAAUACAAUUUAUUACGGUAGUCAGGGAAGCCGCUACCAGAUGGGAGUUAAGUGACUAAACCAUAAGCCAUUGAAGCCACACGCUUUGGAAGCAGAAGGUCGAGCGAAAAACGGCCUCCGAAAGGUGACCUCACUGGACAAGGCCACCCCUCCCAGGCUGCCCACGAGACCAGGAAGAACGAAAAAGGGGAGUUUGCGGACGGUCCCUGAGAGGUGGCCGGGCGAGACCGAGGGAGCGCGUCCAGAGCAGGUCCGCUUUUGACGCUCCGAAAAACGGGAUUUUGCAGAGAGCCCCUGAAGGCCCCGCUUUCCCCGCCCUCGACGGCUCCUCCCCCUCCGUUUGCCGGUGCUUCGAGCCUCGGGAGCGGCCAGGAGGAGGCUAUAAGAGAGACCGGAGGGGCUCGUCGGGCGGCGCUGCUGGCCGACUCUUCACUCAUGCAGCGCCGUCGCCGAAGGGGGGGAGCCGCGCCGAAGCACCGAGGGAGCAAGUGAGGCAAGGAGGAAGGACCCCCCCCCGCUGCUACACCUCCUCCUCCUCCUCCUUCCACACCGCCGCCGCUCCCGAGUCAGCCGUCCCCUCAGUUACCGCCGCCAUCCGCCUCCCUCCUCUUUCUACUCCUCGCCUCAGUCGGCUCGCCUGGAAGCGAGGCGAGGAGGGGGCGGACCAUGCGGUGGAAGCGGAGCCCUUGGAGGCCCUGGCGGCUUCCCCGGCGGUCGUUGCUGGCCGCGCUCUUCUUUUUCUCGCUCUCCUCUUCGUUCCUCUACUUCGUCUAUGUGGCUCCCGGCAUUGUGAACACCUAUCUCUUCAUGAUGCAAGCCCAAGGUAUCAUGAUUCGUGAAAAUAUGAGAACGAUAGGAGCGCAGGUUUAUGAACAGGUGGUCCGCAGUGCCUAUGCCAAGAGGAACAGCACUGGAAAUGACUCUGAUUAUCCUCUUGAUUUGAAUCACAGUGAAAACUUUCUGCAAACAACAACUUUCCUUCCUGAAGAUUUUACUUAUUUUCCAAAUCAUACUUGCCCUGAGAGGCUUCCUUCUAUGAAGGGGCCAAUUGAUGUAAAUAUGAGUGAAAUCAGUAUGGAUGAGAUCCACCAGUUUUUUUCUCAAGACCCUACUAUCAAAUUAGGAGGCCACUGGAAGCCUAGUGACUGCUUGCCUCGCUGGAAAGUGGCUAUUCUAAUCCCAUUCCGCAAUCGUUUUGAACAUUUGCCGGUUCUAUUUAAACAUCUUAUUCCAAUGCUGCAACACCAACGUUUGCAAUUUGCAUUUUAUGUCAUUGAGCAAGCAGGUAAUCAGCCCUUUAAUCGUGCUAUGCUCUUUAAUGUUGGCUUUCGGGAAGCUAUGAAGGACUUGGACUGGGACUGUUUCAUCUUUCACGAUGUGGACCAUAUACCUGAGAAUGAUCGUAACUAUUAUGGAUGUGGACAGAUGCCAAGACAUUUUGCUACUAAGUUGGAUAAGUACAUGUAUAUCCUUCCAUAUGCUGAAUUUUUUGGUGGAGUGAGUGGCUUGACAGUGAAACAGUUCAAAAAAAUCAACGGCUUUGCAAAUGCAUUCUGGGGCUGGGGUGGAGAGGAUGACGACCUUUGGAACAGGGUUCACUAUGCAGGCUACUUGGUUACUCGGCCAGAAGGAGAUACAGGGAAAUACAAGUCAAUUCCCCAUCAUCAUAGAGGGGAAGUUCAAUUCUUAGGAAGAUAUGCACUGUUGAGGAAGUCCAAAGAGAGGCAAGAAUUGGAUGGCCUCAAUAAUUUGAACUAUUUUCCAAAUAUUACAUAUGAUUCUUUGUAUAAAAAUAUAACUGUCAAUCUAUCACCAGAGCUGGCUCUGGUGAGUGAAUACUAAGAAAAUAUGAGAAGAGAAUGUCAAGAGAUGGUUUUUUAGAUGUCUCCUGGACAAGAAUAAUCUUGUGUCUAAUGAAGGAUCACAGUGUUUUGAAGAAUAAUUUUCAAAAAUACGCACAGAGAUCAUCAGACUGUAGACAUAUUCACACUGUCAGCGAGUUCAGAUUUAACUUGCUUUUUGAUUUCUUUUUAAAAAGAACAGUGGUGUGACCUGCUGCUUUUGUCCCAGCAUUCCAUUUCCUUAAGCAAUCUCCAGUAACAAAUAGAAAUUGAAUGUGCUUUUCUGCUCAUAAAACCAGUUUGGCUUAAAAGAAAGAAAGAAAGAAAGAAAAGUCUUGGUUUCUUGACUUACGGUGCUGGAAACUAUCCUGUAAGCAACUGGUGUCAAACUUGCAGCGUCACGUUGCCAUCAUGUGACAUAUCGCGAUGUGUUUUCCUUUUGUGGAGCUGGGGUGGGUGUGGCCUCCGCGUGAGGCAUCCAGCCCGUGGGCUGCCUGUUUGACACCCCUGCUGUAAGCUAUGACCAUUAUUGGAGAUGAACUGCUACUUAACAGUGACACCAUUCUUUUGCAUUUGUGUUUGCAUUGGUUUUCUAAUUGACUUGCUUGAAGGAAAAAAGAUAUAUAUAUAUCUAUAUAUAUCUAUAUCUAUAUAUACACACAAUCACUUCUUAAAGAAGUAUAGAUGUAGAUAAGCUGUAUAAAUUGCUUUCCUUUAUUUUUUAAAAAAUGCAGUUCAAAACUGAAGCUGAAGGUUUACAACUUAGCAUAACUCAAGUAAGCACUCAACUGUGUGAGCACUUCAGUACAUAAGGAUGACAUGCAAGUAAUUCUUUUCAGGGCUAUUUAAGCAGUUGUUAGUGGGAUUGAGACUGUCAGUUCAUUGGUGGUUUUGGGAACAAUACCAGUGUUUAUUGUAAAAGGAGGAAUCUGACAUUGGGAGAGUGAAUUUUAUUCAUGAAAGUGAAAAGGCCAAAUGCAUAGUCUUUCUGGGUUGUUGGUUUUGUUUUUUUGUUUUUUUUGUGUGUGUGUGACCCAGUGCAUUUUGUCCCCAUAUUCCAAACCGACAGCAAAACAUCAGAAAAAAUAUCUCCCUGUUUCAUCUUGGUAAGGGACAAAAAGUCUCCAGAAAGUUAACCAAGUUUCCACUUUGUUUGGUUAAAGUUUGCAAAUCAUUCAGUCUGUUUUUGGAAAAAUCUAUAGUGAUUUCUGUAACUUUAAUUGGGGUGGGUGGGUGUAUGAAUAAUAUUUUGAUAUAUUUAUUGUGUAAAUGAAACUGAACUAACAUAGACUAAAACUGUAGGUUGAAGUUCUUGGGUAUGAUUAUUAACCAGAAAAACAUUGCACAAGUACAAGUACUGGGAUAAAUAUAUCCAGACUCCUACUCUUAAUUAAAAGAAUGAAGGGCAUUGAGAUUAGUUUUUAAAAAUGUGAAUAUCAGGCAGAAUUGGUUGGUCCAUAAUCUCUCUCUAGUUUUUGUUUUAACCUACCAUAAUAAGUUUGUGCCUUUGUUUUGUUUUUUUCUGGUUUAGAACCAGUCCAUCUCUUUAUAUAGCAUGUACAGACUUUUUAAAACUGGGGUAUUUACUCUGGUAAAACAAAUUGUUCUUUAAUAUAUAUUUAUAGACAGAGUUUAAUGUGAAAAGUACUUUAAUCUCUUUGAUUGCAUUGUUGCCUUCAGUUGCUUUAACUUGUAUAGGGUUGUGGUGGGUUUUUUUUUUUAGAUUUUGGGUUUGGUAGAUAUAUGACCCCCAUAUACAAUUGUUGUGGAGGUGAUUAACCAGACCCAUUUUCUUGAAUCUCAAGAGUUAUGAAGGGGCGAGUGUGUGCUUGUGCGUGAAAGAGAGAGAAAGUGUGCAUGUGUGCAUCUUACCAGCUGAUAUGAAAGGGCAGGAAGUCUGUUCUUGAAUUUGCUGAUAAGGCUUUAAAAUGUUUCAUAAUAGUACCUUUACAGUUGCUGCAGAGGGAAUAACUUAGCUUUUAUUCUUUUAAUGGCACAUGAAGCAAUAAAGACUUCUACAUUUUGAUAAUUUUCAGUUGUGAAUAAUUCAUAUGUAUUUUUUUUAAACUUGGAAGGCUAGUAGAAAUUAACAUUUUAUUUAAUGGUGCUUCGGUUGAGAAUGUGUUUCAAUCUGUCUUAAUUCACCUUGACAUUUCCAAACAUCUAUUUGGCAGUGCUACACACACACACACACACACACACACACACACACACACACACACACACUCUCUAUAAAAAUAGAUUAUGCACCCUUCUACUAUACCCUCUGAAUUACCUCUGCUAAGAAUGCACUUGUUGAAGAUUGGUGUGAAAGAGUCAGUUUCACUUCUUAAUUAGUUCUGGAUUGAUUUUUUCCCCCAAAAAAUUAUUUUCUUGCCCUUCCUUUAAAAGUGUGGAAUAUCUUUUAAAUGUGCACUGUUGCUCUUAUCAGGUAAGUCUGCUAUUGUAUGGUAAAUGUAAUUGUUGGAAACAUAACUGUCAAGCGCAUGUGUUGUUAUGGUGUUUUAAAAAAUCAUUUAAAAUGUGUACAUUAAUAGCUGAAAUUUCAACAGAGUGCUCCCCAUUUCCAUCAGCACUGUCAGCUAAUAUUGCUAAGGGAUAGAACACUAUCAUUACAAAAUGUAUGUUUUAUAUGAGCCAUGUAAAUCUUUAUUUGCUAAACCUCUUUUUUUUUGUAAAAACUGUUUUGUAUUCAGUUUAACAUCUGAGCAACCACUGUGCAUUGCCAAACUUCUACUGUCAAAGAUAGAAUUGAAUCAUAUGUAAUUUCUUUCUUUCUGUUGUUUUGAGCUUCUCUGUGUUUUCUGUGAGGCUCCAGGGGUAUAUUUUUGCACUGAAAUCUAGUGUUAAAACACACAAUUUUCAGCAAUCCAUUGUAUCAUUGCAUUUAUGCACCUGUGUGUUUGUACAUUUUUGUAUUUGUUAACUUAUGAGUGAUUUUUUUCAGUAAAAAGAAUACAUAUUCAAGAACCAAGAAA
This is a messenger RNA of Pantherophis guttatus, 4843 nucleotides long. It is a transcript of the gene B4GALT5, whose product is annotated as beta-1,4-galactosyltransferase 5. Lineage: Eukaryota; Metazoa; Chordata; Lepidosauria; Squamata; Colubridae. Gene Ontology annotation, molecular function: UDP-galactose:glucosylceramide beta-1,4-galactosyltransferase activity. The record is from RefSeq and is a predicted model, not a curated record. Gene Ontology annotation, biological process: carbohydrate metabolic process; glycoprotein biosynthetic process. Gene Ontology annotation, cellular component: Golgi apparatus.